UUGCGAGAUGUUUCUGGAAGCGCCAUAUUUAUUAAUUGAGUAUGGAGGCCGGAGACUGGUUCCGUGAGUUUUUGGAAGGUGUAAUUGCAGAGCACAGAAUAAACCGUUAUUGUGUAUUACGUUUUCUGAUAGUAGAAAAUGGUGCUGAUAGAACUUGACCAAAAUCCUACUCUCCCGAAACCCUCUUCUUCUUCCUCCAGUACGACGGCGGAUUCAGCUCCCAAUCCCGACCACAGGGACGCCGAAGACGGCUUCGAAACGGCUAGCGAUGGAGAACUCGGAGACAGCGACAACGAUGGCGACGAGGACCACCAUCACCGACUCCAGGCACAGCAGCAGCAACGACAAUCUCGGCAACACCAAGAAGAAGACCAACUGCAACGGGAAGAUGAACAAAUUGUUUCUCAGAACGAUGAUGAGGAGCUCAGACAGAAAGCAUUAGCACAAGCUAAUGAUGCAAAAUUAGAAGGCAACAAACUUUAUGUUGAUGGACAGUAUGAAGAGGCAUUAUCCCAGUAUGAGCUUGCUCUACAAUUUGCACCAGAGAUGGCUUCAUCUGUGGAGAUACGUUCCACAUGCUACUCAAAUCGUGCCAUAUGCUUUUUAAAGAUGGAAAAAUAUGAGGACACAAUCAAGGAGUGCACAAAAGCAUUGGGAUUAAACCCUUCAUAUAUGAAAGCUCUGGUAAGAAGAGCUGAGGCUCAUGAAAAACUUGAGCAUUUUGAAGAGGCUAUUUCUGAUAUGAAGAAAAUCUUGGAGCUUGAUCCCUUUAAUGAUCAAGCCAAGAGAUCCAUUCGUCGCUUGCAGCCACUUGCUGAAGAGAAGCGAGAAAAGUUGAAAGAGGAGAUGAUUGGAAAGCUAAAAGAAAUGGGCAACUCAUUGUUGGGCCGUUUUGGAAUGAGUACUGACAACUUCAAAGCCGUCAAAGAUCCAAACACUGGCUCCUACUCUAUUUCAUUUCAACGAUAGAUUUUGUGCAUGAGAUUUUUACAUCCAUAACAAGGUUCCAAGAAUAGCAGCUGUCUAUACAAUUAUACAUGUAGCUAGAGAGGGGCAAUAUCUUCGUUGCAGGAUAAAAUGAUACAAGUAAAUGAAGAGUGGACAAAUUAUGGAUUUUGUGGAAUUGGUUUUAUUUUGUUCAUGACAGGGGAAACUAGUGCUGAUGAUAUUGUUUCUUUUCAUGAGAGUUUCGAUUAACGUGGAUUGAACUAGUAUGACAUCUUCUGUGAUUGUUUUAUUUGUUCCAAGUUAAAAUUCGGUUGAUGCUUUUGCUUA
Messenger RNA from Ziziphus jujuba (common jujube), 1275 nucleotides. RefSeq lists its product as uncharacterized. The transcript has 5 exons. Lineage: Eukaryota; Viridiplantae; Streptophyta; Magnoliopsida; Rosales; Rhamnaceae. Gene Ontology annotation, molecular function: protein binding. The record is from RefSeq and is a predicted model, not a curated record. Bases 139 to 969 code for a protein of 276 amino acids.